Molecule: messenger RNA, 2034 nt
Organism: Acanthopagrus latus (yellowfin seabream)
Lineage: Eukaryota; Metazoa; Chordata; Actinopteri; Spariformes; Sparidae
Exons: 9
Coding region: 66-1127 (353 amino acids)
Biological process (GO): T cell activation; interleukin-15-mediated signaling pathway; positive regulation of ERK1 and ERK2 cascade
Cellular component (GO): membrane raft; external side of plasma membrane
Molecular function (GO): protein tyrosine kinase binding; MHC class II protein binding
Source: RefSeq, a predicted model, not a curated record
GAAGCGUUGGCUCAGACAUUUUGACACUUCAGGGCGUGGGAACAAGAGAGCGAGAGAGGAGCAACAUGGUUCAGUUCAGAUGGAUUAAAACGUCUUUAUUUGCAAUAUUGCCGCUCCUGCUUACAGCAGCAGUAACUGGACUGAAUCACACCUCCGUCACUGCCAGAGUUGGAGAUGAAGUCACUUUGCCUUGUGACAAUGUGAUCAAAACUCGGGACAAAUGUAACAGUACCUCUUGGCUUGCCAGUCGUUCUGGGGAAUCAGCAAAACAGCUGGUAAAUCUUGGACAGAUCAGUAAAAGUGAGAUUCCCAAAUCUAGAUCAGACAGACUGAGCGUGACAGAGAGCUGUUCUCUGGUUAUUAAAAAUAUCUCAGUGGAGGAUGUUGGUCGUUACACCUGCAGACAGUUCAACAAAUCAGGAAAACAACAAGGUGAAGAUGCUCUGGUUUAUCUGUCUGUUGUUAACGUGGAGAAACUACAGGGGGAUGACAGAGACACCUUGACCUGCUCUGUGUUGACAUAUACUGGAUGUGGACACACAGUGAAGUGGCUGUAUGAUGAUAAUAUGGAUGGAGUGGAGACAGUAACACUUACCUGUUCUGCCAGGUUGACAUAUAAACCUCCUCAUCUUAAUCACAAGUCAAACUAUCACAAGUCACCUGAGUGUGAAGUGACAGAUGAUCAGAGUGGACAGACGCUGCUGUGGAAAGUUAACUCAGUAAACGGCACUAAAGCAACUCAAGAAAAUGGCUCCCCUGGUUUCACAGACUGGUGGUGGGUCAUCAUCGUGGCUGUGGGUUUUGCAGCGCUCUUAAUAAUCGCUGUUGCUGUCAUCAGAUGGAAGACGGCCAAAGGGAACAAAACACAGAAGAAUGACAACACUGGUCAGAAGUUGAACCCGGCAGUGACUCAGCCCUCUGUGGAAAUCAGUCAGGACAUGGUGGAACCUGAAGAUGGCGUUUCCUACGCCUCCGUCAGCUACACCAAGAUGACCAACAGUGGACCCCAGGGUAAAGGUGAGAGUGACGAAGGUGAUGCAGUGACCUACAGCACAGUGAAAGCUUCCUGUUCCUCUGCUGAACCCUCGGCUGACCUCAGCAGCCUCUACGCCACCAUCAACAAAUGAAACAUAGUAUUAUGACAGCUCAUGUCAUUACACUGAAGUCCGUUUUUAUUCGCACGUGCUGUGCUAUAUUAUAAACAUUGUAUAUGCAGCCUAAAUCCUGAAGAGCAUUUCAUAUUUAUUUAUGUUUUUGUAUUUAAACCUCAUGCAUGAACAAAAGACAAAAACUUCUGCAUAAGGUUGUACAUACUUGUUUUAUAAUGUUGUUAUUGCUCAGCUCUUAGUUAAGCAUGUAACCAUAUUUUUUUCUGUUACAAUUAUUAUUAUGAUCAUUAUUAGGAUUGGACCGUUUCUGCCCAGAAUUAAUAGUCAUAGCUUAAGAAGCAGCACCAUUGAAAAAGUAGAAGUAAAAAUCUCAUUCACAUUGUUGAAUUCUAAACUAAAUAUGGAAAUGUUUAUUUAUUUUCCUUUGCAAACCUGCUUUCAGCUUUAAUUCAGCUCAGUGAUAGCUGUUUGUCUGUUCAACCAGGAACCUAAUGUGCUCAUGCACCUGGUUGUACCUCUCAGGGUUUCUGACUCAGUAACCUGCCCGGAACUGUGAAUUGUUCUUCUGUAAACCAUCCGCUGGUCACACAUAUUUUUCUGUUCUGUGGAUCAAUAAGUGGAAGUCAUUACCCACUUAGGAACAAAAGAGGCCCAGUGUGUAGGGUUUAGUGGCAUCUAGUGGUGGGGUUGCAGAUUGUAAGCAACUCAACACGCGUCAUUUCAGCCUCCCCUAUGGUAGCUCCUAUAUACUUGAGGUAAAUUAAUAUAUGUCAGGUUUUGCCUCUAAAUCCCCCUAAAUCCUACAAACUGGACCUUUAAAGGGAUCAUCACUGGGAGCGUUAUUUAAAGAGGGAUCAGUCUUUUAUUAAUUUUUUUUUUUUUUUUUGUAUCAUUGUUUAUGCUCUGUACAUUUUCAUUUGGGAAU